UGUGCCCCACCCCCUGCUCCUAUAUAACCCACUCUGCAUUUAGCAAUACCUGCUUCCACCCAGCCGGGGCUGCGAGCGCCGGGGYUGCCGAUGGAUGCUGCGGCCAGCAGCGCCCUUGGGUGGCUCUGCGCAGGUGUCACCGCCCUUUUUGGGGUCACAGCGCUUUGCAGGGCCAGCAAGAGCCUUCUGGGCAUAGCCAAAGGGCUGCUCUGGAGCCUCCUGGCCGCCCUGCUGGGGUURCUGUGUGUGCCCGGGCUGGGGGCUGCCGGGGGGCUGGGGGUGUUUGUGCUCGGGUCCCUGGUGUGCUGUGCCUUCCUGGGGGACAGGAACCUGCUGCCCGUGGGGGACAGAGCCGUGCUCAUCACAGGGAGCGACACUGGGAUUGGGCACGCRCUGGCCAAGCACCUGGACAGCCUGGGCUUUGUGGUGUUUGCUGGGGUUCUGGACAAGGACGGUCCUGGGGCUCAGGAGCUGCGGCAGAGCUGCUCCCCCCGGCUCUGUGUGCUGCAGUUGGACAUCACCAGCACCACUCAGGUCAAGGAGGCYUAUCUGACCAUCUCAGAGCAGCUGCAAAAUGCAGGGCUCUGGGGGCUGGUGAACAACGCAGGAAUCCUGGGCUUCCCUGCGGAUGGAGAGCUGCUGCCCAUGAGCACCUACAGGCACUGCAUGGAGGUGAAUUUCUUCGGGGCUGUGCAGGUGUCCAAGACUUUCCUGCCGCUGCUGCGGAAAUCGCAGGGGAGGCUGGUGAACAUGUCCAGCAUGGCAGGAGGCAUUCCACUGCCGAGGUACGCUGCGUACGGGGCAUCCAAAGCAGCUCUCUCCAUGUUUUCCGGAGUAAUGAGGCAAGAGCUUUCCARAUGGGGAAUUAAAGUGGCAGCAAUUCAUCCAUCAGGCUUCAGAACAGGUAUCCAGGGCACAGCUGAGCAGUGGGACGAGCAGGAGCAGGAGCUGCUGGCGAGCCUGGCGGUGGAAACACGGAGCGCCUACGGGGAGGAAUAUCUGCUGGGGCUGAGGAGUUACCUGGUGCAGCUGCCAUCCCAUUGUGCCCCCGACCUGUCCCCUGUGCUGGCUGCUGUCCUGCAUGCUCUGCUGGCCACCAGACCCCAUGGCCUCUACACCCCGGGCAAGGGCGCCUACAUCCCCCUCUUCAUCUUCUGCUGCUUCCCCCUCUGGUUCUACGAUUUCUUCAUCAGCAAGGUGCUGGGUGCUGGGUCUGCUCCAGGGGAGCUGAGGAUGGCAGGAGGUGAAAAUCAGAAGCUCUGAGGUGUCCACUGGUGUUUGUCUUGCUGGAGAGGCAGCUCUGAGGACUCUUUAAGACACUGCUGUGCUGUCCUGGUUAAGUUGUGUUGUGACACCGCCUUGCAAAGAAGGAAAUCUUUAUUUGUGUUAAGAGUUAUGCUSGGGAACAGUGGAUAAAUGUAAAUAGAGAGCUAGUCCCAGAUGGGGCGUUUUYRGAGGAAUUUCAGUGUUUUCCUGAURCCUUUGUAUCCUGUGUAAGGUACCUCAUGAAAUUAUAUAGUUGCURUCUGCUUCAAAAGGCACCAACACACAGAGAGAUGCAUAACAUGUUUUUUUUUUUUUUUAAAGCAAAACAAAAACCCCCAGAGAGUCAACAGCCUUCUAAAUCUUACAAGAAUUUACAUAUUCCUAUUGUUGAAGAGACUUAGAACUGUGUAAAGCAAGUAUUUUAUUCUGCACCU
This is a messenger RNA of Malurus melanocephalus (red-backed fairy wren), 1700 nucleotides long. RefSeq names its product hydroxysteroid 17-beta dehydrogenase 2 (gene HSD17B2). The transcript is spliced from 5 exons. Bases 91 to 1263 code for a protein of 390 amino acids. NCBI's taxonomy places the organism in Eukaryota, Metazoa, Chordata, Aves, Passeriformes, Maluridae. Gene Ontology annotation, molecular function: oxidoreductase activity. The record is from RefSeq and is a predicted model, not a curated record.